Messenger RNA from Macroventuria anomochaeta, 4004 nucleotides. RefSeq lists its product as uncharacterized. Gene Ontology annotation, cellular component: nucleus. The coding region runs from base 320 to 3814 and encodes 1164 amino acids. The transcript has 4 exons. Gene Ontology annotation, molecular function: zinc ion binding; transcription cis-regulatory region binding; DNA-binding transcription factor activity, RNA polymerase II-specific. Lineage: Eukaryota; Fungi; Ascomycota; Dothideomycetes; Pleosporales; Didymellaceae. Gene Ontology annotation, biological process: positive regulation of transcription by RNA polymerase II. The record is from RefSeq and is a predicted model, not a curated record.
CACCAUCCAGUCAGAAACGACGCUGUCAACUUAUUACUCACGUCAAAGGACGGCCAUCACUUUGGUGACUGUUUGGGCCCCGCGAAAUUCACCGACUACCGAUCGCCCUAACUGGAGCUAUUCCCUGAUUUGGCGCUGCCGUGCCCGCAUCCAAGCGGACAAUCAUCUGUCCGCGGUGGCUAGUGUGAUCUUGCUUCAAGAUCAGGCGUCUCCCCAAGUACACUAUCCCGUCUUCCACCUCUGAACGACUGUAACAUCUUGGUCACUUCCACCUACCUGCCAACCACAUCGAUACCAUCACAGACUCUAUCAGCCCAACAUGGCGAACGCCCGGUCAAAGUCACCACCGGGCGGCGCCGGUGACGUUUCACCGACGGGCAACGGCUCAGGCUCGACAGCCACUACCAAGAUGCGCAAGAGGACUAAGACUGGUUGCUUGACAUGUCGCAAACGCCGUAUCAAGUGUGGCGAAGAACGCCCAACCUGUGCCAAUUGCAUCAAAUCCAAGCGUCAAUGCGAGGGCUACAACCAGCGAGUAGUCUUCAAACCUCCUAUUGGUGACUGGCCCAAUCACCCAGGAGUGGUCAGCACCAUUCAAUAUCACACUUCGAUGCUCCCUGGCACACGAAAUCCGCAGUUCCAAACACCUCAGUCGACUGGUCAAGCUCAAGAACAUGCGCCUGCCCCCCUCCAACCUCGACCUUCGGGCAGCUUCGACAUCUCGAAUAUGGACGCCGACAGCACCAUUGCGAUGUCCACUGCUUCCCAAGUACUUGUUGGAGGGCCUAACAGCUACUCUCCAGAGCAGACCUAUCAACAGCCACUGCCAUCACCACAUCAGCAGCCGCUUCACUCACCCCAUCACCUUAUCCAGAAUCCUACACCAACCACGUCCUACUUCCCGCAACCGUCACCAAUACAUACCACUUUCCAGAUCCCAUAUAGCCACGGUCAGGACGCAACAUUCCCUGAUCCCCAACGAUAUACACAGAAUCAAGGUCUUUACCAACCAACACCGGCCUCGUACGAUAAUUUCGUCGACGCCAAGCUCGCUACGUCGCAAGCACUACCCACUCAAGCAGUCUUCCAACAACAGUAUCCUUCACCAACACAAAGCGAGGAUUACAAUGCACACAUCCAGCACUCAAACAUAUCGCCACGAGAAGACACCAUUCCCCAUUAUGCGGGACAACGACCUAUUAUGCAGCGAUAUAACAGCCAUCCGCACGUAGCUGGCCAUCAUCCUCAGCUCAGUCCAGUUGGUGUGAGCCAGGCUGGCUAUACCUUUUCCUCGUUCUCGCAUGCAGAUUUCACACAUUCUAGUUAUCAAUCUGUCCAGAUACCCUCACAUGAUAUGAUGGCGGAUGCAAAGUACUUACCUCAACCAGUUCUCGAACAACCUACCGCCGUCUCUCAAACUCAGACCGAAGAAUCACGACUCCUGCUCAGAGGGUUUGCUGGUGACGACCAUGUCAGCCCUUCUCAAGUCCUCGACGAGGCCGCGAUCGAAUACGAAGACGACGACUACUGGGAUGUGCAGUCUGACGACGAGAUGAUCGAUUGCGACGGUGGGGAGAACACAAUGGUUGCGAGCAAAGAGUUCGAGAUCAUCCGUCGCAUACACUUCGAAAACUCCAGUGAGCUUGGUAUCAGACGCUAUGACACAUUCUUGUAUGACGGUCUCUUAACACGCUACAAGCCAGAGUAUGCAGCGAGUCCACUGAGAAAUCCCAAGGCAGCUCGGGUCUUUGCGCACUUCAUCCACGUGACUGCCGUCAGUAUAUCCAUUUACGAACGAAACCCCAGAAACUCAUCCUUGAUCUUCGAAGGCCCGACACCUCCUGCGCAACAAGGACUGUGGACAUACAUAUUACCUCUGAAAGCUCUCAAUCACCAAGGCUUGUUGCACGCUAUGCUUGCGCUUUCGAGUCUGCAUAUUGCAAGACUACAGGGUGCAUCUAUAACGCCUUCGUACAAGCACUAUGCAUACUCUUUGAAGCGCUUGGGAAGAUCUCUUGGCAAUCCAAAGAAACGUCUCUCGAUACCCACGCUAGCAACAGCUCUACUUCUUGCCUUCUAUGAAGUCUGGACAGCUGAGCACACGAAGUGGUCAACUCAUCUGGUUGGCGCAGCACAACUGCUGACUGAGCUCGACUUUCGCUCACUGACCCGCGAAGCUCGACGUCUGAAGGCUGCGCAAAUGGCAGAAGAAAGGCAAUUCCCCUACCAAAACCCCGAGAUGCUUAUCGACCAGCAUCAGUUCAACGAGAACAUUCGCGAGAGGGACCUCAAGCCGGAUGAGAAUCUCGUGAGCGCAAUCAUUGGCAAGCAAGUCAGCUACGAUGACUUUGGCAUGAUUGUUGAGGACAACGGUGCUAGACAGGACGCGAAAACAAGACUCUUAGGCGACUUUGACAUGAGAAGUUUCGAGACUCUCCAAGAUCUUUACUGGUGGUACUGUCGCCACGAUAUGUGGCAGAGUUGCGUGAGCGGAAACCCUCUGAUUACACACUACCGGAAGUGGUCCGACUGCCCACCACGAGCACCACUUGGCCGAGCAGACGCACUGUACGGCUCUCAUGAUCAUAUCGUCUUACUCAUUGGUCGUAUAGCAGACUUUACGUGUCGCGAUCGAGAGCGAAAGCUAAGACAAGCCAAAGCUGAUGGCGGACAAUGGAGACCUAGGCCUGGAAUGCCUGGCGAACCACCAGCAGGCAUGAGUAGAAGCCAGCCAUCAACGCCUGGUGUUGGGCCUCCUUCUCAGAUGAAAGGACCACCUCCCGGAUGGACAGGCGGCCCACCACCAGGGUGGAAAGGUCCACCGACACCGAGAGAAAGCCCCCCAAGCGGACCACCACCUGCGAUGCCAAACUUCUAUGGCAUGACUCCCGCUCGACCACACGCACCAAUCACUACCCGCUACGCGAACCCAGAUUACAAGCGCUCACCCCCAACACCUCACGUACCACUCCCAGAAUACGCCGAUCUACCAUCCGCCUAUGAAAGUGCGAUCAACGAAUGGGACAACAUCAACGCCGCCCACACAACCAUCGCUCAAGUCCUAUCUAGCACCAAAUCCUUCGCACCGCUACCACCAGAACUGCAAGUCAUCCCACCCGGCGAAACGAGCACAAUGACACCCUUCGGCCCCGCCCUCGUCCACCGAAGCUACGACAUAAGCGUCCUCUGGGCACUUCUCUACCUCUCUAAAAUCAUCCUCCUGCGCGCUCACCCCACCAUGCCGCCAGCGAUGAUGAUGGCCGUCGGCGUCUGCGCGCAAGCUACUGGACCGUAUGCGACGCUCAUCGGCCGCAUAACGGCGGGCAUGCAACUCCCCAUGGGCGAAGACCUUUCGCCGUUCUUGGGCUCGGUACUCCAGGAAUCGACGAUGAGCUUGUUCUUCGCGGGAGUCCAGUACCAAGACCCAGCACAGCGCGAAUGGACCGUCACCCGCCUCCUCGAGAUCGACCGUCGAACCGGCUGGGCAUCAGCGGGUAUCAUUGCGCGCGGAGUCGAAACGAGUUGGGAGAAAGCGGCGCAGAUGGGCCGCGGGCCGCCGUAUAAGCGCCGCACGAGAAGGGUGGGUGAGGAGGGGCCGCUGGUGCUGGAGGAGGAGGGUGCGAGUCCGCCGAAUUGGAGACAUAAAGAGGAGAACAAUGCGAUGGGGAAGGGGGCAAGGAUGGAAGAGGUGGUGGAUGAGAGGGGGCUGGAUGAAAGGAGGUUUUUGGUCAAGCCGAGGAUGGUGACGUGGGCAAAAAAUGUGUUUGGGACGGAGGAGGAUUUGCAGGCUGGGAUGGAGAGAGUUGGUCUCUGAUUAUUGGAUGAGAUGAGAAAAGAAGGGGAUCGAUGAGAUGCGGAAAGGAAAGGAAGGUGAAGCCAGGUGCGAAGGAUGGCGAUUUCACUCACUGAGGAAGAUCAUGACCGGCACAGGAGCAAGGCGAACUCUGUGCGAAGCAAGGCACACCAAGCAGCCGAAACGACUCGAACUGUCACACGCAAUUGGC